UUCAUCGCGGGUCGCAAGAGCGCGCGCGAGUACCUCUCUCCCUCUAUUUCUAUCCCUGUCUAACCCCGUGCCAAAGAGGAUAUAUUUAUACAGUAUCUACAGCCGUGUACACACGUAGCGCGGAGAGCGAGUAGCGUCUCUGCCAUGCGGCCCAGGCCUGCGGAAGCAUGCAGAAACCACUAAGAGAGCUGGGCCGUCUGUGCCUCGGUGCGACAGGCCAAGCCAACCACCCCGUGAUUGUGACGGAGGUGUGCACCGAGCCCCGCGGAGGACUACCACUACUCCAGGUAUGGCCCAGCGACUCACCCAGAGGGGAAGCCGAUGGCCAGGCCUUCGUCUUCCCCGACGUUCAGGACAACGUCAACGACAGCGGCAUCGAAUCCAUCCAGGCCUCGCCAUCGCCGACCUGCGCAGCCAACAGCAGCAGCAGUCCAGCCACGACGCCCCAGCAAUCCCGGCGACCCAGUCUUCUGCAUCCGGACCACGCGCGACUCCACCUCCACCACCAUCACCACCACCAUCACGAGAAGUCCGGCAAAGGCUACAUCUCGCCGGAUCGAACCUCCAUAGAUGAGGACCAGGAGUUAACCGGUAACAACAACGGCAGACAACAGCAGCAACCGCCCAGCCCGUCCAGCUCGACGACCAGCAGCCUUCGCAGUAUGCCCAGCUCGGCCGUCACCUCCAUGCACUCGCACGAACGUAGGCGUAGCAGCAGGUACAGCAUGUUCGACGCCCUGGAUCUGGAGUACGCCCUUCUCCGAGCAGCAGCCCGUGGCUCGGUGGGUCCGUACUCCCUGUCGGAGUCGCUGCACAAGCUGACCUUUACCCAGAGUCUGGCCUUCCCAGCUUUGGCUCGAGGCUUAGCCUCGAAACAGUCGGGUGUCCAGUCGGGGACCAGAAGACCACAGCAACACGGCGAGAGCGGUAUGAACGCGUUCGCCAAAGUCGUUACGGCUCUGGUCCUGGUGUUGGUCAGUGUUCUGGUCUUCGGUGUGGUGUACAAGUUCGUGAGGACGUGAGGAUGGCUGCUGGCGCCUACGGGCGUCACCGCUGGACGACUUCAGCAGGAGGUCGUCGGUGGUGAUGUCCCGGGUGCCAGCGAUUAUGGCGUCUUUGAUGAUCCUAAUUCAUGAGUUGCUUAUUAUUUUGUUGGAAAGGACUUGGCUCUAAUGUGUGCUGACUUUGUGUAGCUGAUCUGUAGUAUUGAGAGAUGGGUUAAUAAUAAUCAAGCUUUAGUAAGGAUAAAAAAUGGUAAAAGAAAAUAGCUUUUCGAUAUUACAUUAGGGGUGAAGCAAUUUUAAAACAGGUUCGAGUGUUUAUCAUAAUAAAUGCAUAAAGAUAUCAUGACUCUGAUAAAGUUUUAUUCCUAUAAUUUGCAUGAAAUCAAUCAACAAUUAUUUGUAGCAGACUAAUUUUCAACUGAUGCGAAGACGUUUUUGUACGCAAAACUCGCUUCCAAUUAACGAAAUACGUUGUAUACAAUCCCCAAACUGAGCCAUGUAUAUCUAAAAAUCAAUCGAUCGUUUCAAUUAUUAAUCAAACGAAACAACAAGUCUCUUGGAAAAGUUAAUACAAUCACGCAUUUGUUGGAAGAUGAACAAAAUUUUACAGUGUCAAAUACUGCUUAAUAUUUUAUCCAAAGCAAGGAUAUAACGUGUGUGGAAUUUUUUAAUCACACGAAAAUAAUUUUACCAUAACAAUCCUUUUUUGUAACGAUUACCUGUACACGACGAAUGUAAAUAUGUCGUACGAUUAAUCGCCGAUGACGGCGAUGUUUUGCGUUGCUCAAUUUUAAUUGUGAUUAUAUAAUAUAGAUGUUAGUCUAUAAGAUUAAAAGUUAAUACAGAUAUAUCUAUAAUCUAUGAGUAAAAUAUAUUAUACCAAAUCGUCAAUGUAAACCGAUUUUUCGAAAAAUGGUAAAGCUUUUUAAAAUGCUGUUUUAACAGUUAAAUAUUUUUAAACAUCGUAAAUAACAUAUUUUAUUGAAUCGUAAUAAACAAAAGAUUAGAGAGUUUCUUAGUGCUUGUCUGACGAAAUUUUAACUUAAAAAGAAUAUUGUUUCCAUAAAAGAAGUUAAAAUUAAUUAACCACAGUGACCAUUGAAAGAUCGUGCGAUGAUGUAUGGUGAAUGUAGUUCGCAUUUGCUUGAAAAAUAUGUCUGCAUUAAACUAACAUCGCUAGUGUUGUAUUUUAUAUAAAUGUAAGUCAAAUAAAUUUAUUCGAGGUAUUUUAUAAGACAAAGUAACAUUAUUGAACAAAAUAUUUAAGGGCAUUCAUGUAAUGAGUAAUCAUAUAAGUAUGACAUUAUAACACUAGAGAAUUAAGAAUCUCUAAAAAAUGUUGAGAGCACACGAAACUAAUUUAUUUUUAAAAACAAACAAAACACUCAGUAGAAAAACUCUAGUCUCAUUUAAACGAUCUUAAAAUACUGUCCGUACUUUUUCAUUCAACAAACUGAUACAAGCAAAAAUCUAAUUCUGAUCAGAAGUACCUUCGAAAAAUACUCAAAUUUCGUAGAACCUAUAAACACACGAGCCAAGCGAGCAAAAUACGAAAAACAAUACAAACGAAAGCGUAAAUACACUGCGACCUUCCUUUCAUGUACAUCGCGCGCGAGUAGUUUUUUGUAACGAAAACGUAAGUACGACGUCAACGUCGCUAAAUGCGAUUCGAGCGACUAGUAAUUCACGAAAGUGACACUCGGUACGAUACAGUGUAAUACACACAAGUAGUAGAAAACGAGGCUAGAAGUUCUGCCAGGCUAAUUCUCUUUACCUUGCCGUGUGCCUUUUGUCGCGCGAAAAGUCUCUUUGCGCGUUCUGUCUGACUGCACGAAAACUCAUCUACUUUUCUGCUAAUCGCGUCUGUCCUCGUAUUUCAAGCAGAUCAAUUUGUCGUUAUUUAUAUUACUAACUACAGCCGCACACCUUAUUGCGUACAAGUAUAAAGCUGACGUAUUCGAGUUAAUCGAUAUUGUGAAAAUUAUGUAAUUGAGAUUAAAAUGUGGAAUAUUAAUGUAGUAAUAAGCGUGUUAUUUGUAUAUAAAGAGCUUUCGACAACUUGUAGUUUCAAAUUGAGAGUAUUUGAUUUGAAGGUUUAUAAACGUUGAGUCAAUAAUUUAUACAAAGGAUAUUUGAAGGCUCGUCGUAAGCAACUUUUUCUACUACUUAGUUUCUGAUGAACUUUGAUAAACAUCGUAAUAGAAACCAAAUACAUUGUUGAAGAAUAAUGUGGAGUUAAUAAUAAAUGAUUAUCAAUUCAAAUAUAUUAUUUUUUACUGAUUUCUUUCAUGUAUUUAUGAUUGCAUAGAAUUUUGAGAAAAUAUAAUAUAAAAUAAAAAUCGAAAUCUUCGAAGAAAAUUAUUCCAAUUCUUUCUCACGUGUCGAUAAAGAAGAAAAUACAAUCUACAUGAACAAGAGAUAAAAAUGUAAUACAUUUUUUCUCAGAAAUGUAUUGACUGGUUCGAUAUUACAAAAAGACAACGUUGUGUAAAUCAAAUUAACUUUUCCUAAACCAAAGCACAGUUAAUUAUUGCUAUCUAUAACCGAUCGUAUAAUAAAAUAAAAUAUAGAAAACGUAUAUCCAAGUAUAGAAAAAUACCUCCUUCAAAGUAUUAUACAAAAUGAAAUAUAAUAUGUAUAUCUCCGCAAAAUAUGUAAACAAAAUUGCUUAUAUUUUUAAGCUCAUGGCAUGCGCAAAGCGAUACAUAGAUAGUAUGUCAGUAUAAUCGUCUGUAUAAAUUGUUCUUUUUUUAUGAAACAUAUAUAACAAUGAUGAAUAUAUUAAAAAAGUUUCAUAAAAUAUAAUAUGUAAAAAACAUUAGCCAUUUUGUUCUCGUCUGCCCCGAUAUUUUUGUAAACAUGCACUUUCAAAGCUGCACUUUUACGAAAAAAUGAUAUUUUUAAAAAACAGAAAUCAUAAUAAUUAAUAAAUCUUUGAAAAAAAAA
Nasonia vitripennis (jewel wasp) is the source of this 3950-nucleotide messenger RNA. RefSeq lists its product as uncharacterized. Bases 168 to 1022 code for a protein of 284 amino acids. The transcript has 4 exons. The record is from RefSeq and is a predicted model, not a curated record. NCBI's taxonomy places the organism in Eukaryota, Metazoa, Arthropoda, Insecta, Hymenoptera, Pteromalidae.